Molecule: messenger RNA, 3133 nt
Organism: Mya arenaria
Lineage: Eukaryota; Metazoa; Mollusca; Bivalvia; Myida; Myidae
Product: acetylcholine receptor subunit alpha-1-B-like
Exons: 2
Coding region: 105-1571 (488 amino acids)
Biological process (GO): regulation of membrane potential; monoatomic ion transmembrane transport; chemical synaptic transmission
Cellular component (GO): synapse; membrane; neuron projection
Molecular function (GO): extracellular ligand-gated monoatomic ion channel activity; transmembrane signaling receptor activity; neurotransmitter receptor activity
Source: RefSeq, a predicted model, not a curated record
UUACGCAUUAUUACAGCUGUAAUGAUAAUGCUUGCACAAAAUCUGCUGCGAUUUUACUUGGUAUUGGAAUAACAAUAAUUAUUGCCUCAACCACACCAAACAGAAUGACGACUUUUCUUGUUUAUAUUAUUUUAUUCAAUUCUUACUGUGUUUUGGUGCAAACAUACGGAUAUAAUCAAUCGGAGAAUAAACCGAAACAGGACAGCGAGAACAGGACUAGUUUUCCGUUCGUUAGAAACACUCGCCACAAAAGAAAAGUUUGCAAAGAGUUUCGCGCCAUAGAAACCAACUUCCGGACCUACUUCAAAAGCCUUAUGUCUAACUACAGCAACUACGUCCCGCCGUUCUAUCUUAAGGAAGGGGCCGGAACAGACAGUAACUUUGCUCUGAAUAUUCGCAUACAACCAGAAUUGCUAGUCGAAUUGGAGGACGUUGAAGAACGGAUGACUACCGUUCUUAGUUUUCUUAUGGAAUGGAAGGAAUCUAAUCUGGCCUGGGCUGGAAUGAUGACGAACGUGUAUUCCAUUAUCCUUGACGCUGGCAUGCUCUGGAAGCCACACAUUGACAUCGGAAAUCCCCACCCUGGUCUGCGAAUGAUGACGGAUACAAUGCCUGUUGUCGAUAAAAAGAUUCUGUUGGAGUUUAAAGGUGAUGUGACCUGGAGCUUCGUUUGGACAGUGGACACCAGGUGUGAUAUCGAUGUCACCUACUAUCCCUUUGACCGUCAGCGCUGUUUCAUUGUCUUGAUUCUUUCUAGCGACCUUGAACGUUACAUUCGUUUUAACCACAGCGUUCCAAGCGGAGCGCUCGACAAUGGAAACUGGAAACAUGUAUCAACGUCCAUAUACAAUUACACAAAUUUCAAAACCCAGAAGACGCAUAUAAUCCUUGAUUAUAUGUUUGACAGAAAUUCCAUAAAACCAAUUCUAGUUUUCAUAGCUCCAGUGACCGUUCUUAUUUCCCUAUUGCCUUUGGUGUUUGUACUUCCGAAUGAGGGAUCUGAGAGACUUAGCAUCGCGAUGACCGUGCUCUUGGCCGUUUCCGUAUACAUGACGAUGGUCGUCGACAAGCUUCCUGAAUCUUCAGACCCGCUACCGUUUAUAACUACCGUCUUCUUUACUUUGUACGUUUACAACGCAUUCGUCAUUCUUCUUAUCAUCUUCAACGACAAAAUGUACCGUAAAAGCAACAGGAAAGCGGUCCCGUUUUUUCUUCAAGGUCUGGUUGAAAUAACCCGGCGCUGCUUUUGUUUGGAUCUCAACGCCAAUGGCAAUGAUGACGAAAUCGUUUCAUGUACUGAUGUGUUAGAAAAACAUAUUGAGAAAUGCCGAGAAAACGACCGUACACAGAGAAGAAUAACAUGGAGAAAUGUAAGCUCGGCGCUGGACAAAUGUUUUUUAAUCACCUUGUACGCCUUGGAGGUGAGCUAUGCGGUCGUCGCCAUUGUUGUGCUCUCUUCCGGGAAGACGCACACACCUGGACCCUACAGAGCUCUAGGAGACUUUCAGUUUGAGACUCCCCAAGUCAUCACUGGAGACGGAAAGAAGUUUGAGUGCAUUAAAUGGGAAUGAGAAAAGGAAAAGAACUCUGUCAAAAGAAAACAACACAAAAACUAUUGUUAUUGAUACAAUAGUUUUUCAAAUAUGAUACUGUAUUUUGUGUAUUUAUUCUAAUUUAAUGUUCCGUUUGUCAAAUCUUCUAGCUGUGUUAGACCACCACAUUCACAAAAAAACAUGUUUUACCGAAAGUUGUGAAUUUUGUUCUUGAUAGUCAUUGAACAAUUUCCAAACGUAUCGGAGCACAUCAUUUGUAUUAUUUUUGCUUUUUUGCCCAGGUGAACAUAUGCAGCGAAACCGUUUGGCAAAUGAAAUAAGAUAAACUCAUGUAAUGCUGUUGUUUUUAUUUAUAAUUUUCCUGGACUUGCCCACCUUCACCUUUUGUGAAAUAUAUAUUUGGUUAAUUAUUACAUUUUGACAGUUUUGUUUGUUGUUGUUAUAAUGAUGAAGCCACGAAGCAAAUGAACCUAUUUUAUGAGUCUAAACACCCCAGCCGUCAAAACGAAUCAUAAAUCUAUCUUAAUUUUCUUGAGUCAAAGGGCCGAUUGUUAAGAACUUAAUUUGUUAGAGUAAAUACUUUUAUUUAAAGAGCAUAGUUUUUAACCGUAUAAAAAGUGAAAUAAUUCACAAUGUCCUCAUAUAUUUGCUUAAAACAGUUGUCUCAAAUCUUGUUAAAAUACUGCAGAUCACAUGUGAACCCAUUUACCUCUCAGUGCUGUUACGGUUUUAACGUUAACAGCGAUAACCUUAACAAUGUUUCUAACUUUUACAAAGUUCUAAAUAAUUGGCCCAAUGAAUGGCUAUUUUCUAUAAUUAUCCUUCUAUGUUAAAUAUACUUUUUACGCUUAUCAAUGAAUAAUCAAGUAUAAAUCUGACUCCUAAAAGUCAAGCGAAAAAGCACAAGCUCAAGUAUCCAGUGAAGGCUCUUGGGCCCAUUUUAGGAAAUGAUUUUAGGUGAACGAUUGUUACUUCCUUCAAAUGUCAAAAAUGUCUUGUCGUAAAUAGCAAUACAUUGAUUUUUUUCCCUUAAUAAUCAUUUUUUAACUUACACAAAUACUUUGGAAAUAAAUAAAAUAUUUGCACUCGGAUAAUUUCAAUUUAUGACUUAAAUUAAUUAAGAUCUUUAUCGAAACGUAUCCCUGGCCAAAACUUCUAGAAUCUUCAUAAGCUUUACAGAAGUUUCUUUCAGUAAGCUAAAAUUCAUACUUAUUUUUUUUUUUGGAUAAAUUAAAAAUAUUUUUUUUUGUGAUUGUUUAAUGAUAAUUUGUAUUUAAAGUCAUAUAACGCGUAAAUAAUCAAAAUUAUAAAAUAGUGUGCUUAUAUCACCCUGUUAUAAGGGACUUAAGUAGUUUAGAGAAAUUGGGGCCAGACUCUAAUUUUGUAUCGUGAUAAGGAUUUAAUCGUAACUAAAUAAUCUUAAAUCUGAAUUAACGUCACAUAAAGCUACACUACUUUGUGUUCAUUUUUAUAAUGCUAUUGUUAAGUUUUGUUAUGUUAUGUUUGUUUGUUACUCAUGUCGAAAAUAACUCAUUGUUUCUUGUGAUCAUAUACUCAACAAUAACGAUUUUUGUAUCUUG